Messenger RNA from Syngnathus typhle (broad-nosed pipefish), 2207 nucleotides. It is a transcript of the gene mrtfbb, whose product is annotated as myocardin related transcription factor Bb. Lineage: Eukaryota; Metazoa; Chordata; Actinopteri; Syngnathiformes; Syngnathidae. Gene Ontology annotation, biological process: smooth muscle cell differentiation. Bases 109 to 1983 code for a protein of 624 amino acids. The record is from RefSeq and is a predicted model, not a curated record. The transcript is spliced from 11 exons.
GAGACGGACGUCUCGGACAGCUGAGCCACAGAGGAGGGGGUUCGAAGCCGCCAACCCUAGCUGUCCUUGGCUCGGAGCUGAGUCUGGUCUACCCUGCCGUGUCGCUCCAUGGGACUCCAGAGGUGCCCCCCCAGCACAGCACCCUCCAUGAUGGCCUGCCUCCAUGUGGAGCCCCCCUCCAUCUGCACGGGCAAGUUCAAAUCAACUCUGAAAGCUCCUGCUGCCUUCCACGAGCAGAUUCGCAAUCUGAACAGAUCGAGGACGGGGAACUUAGUGAAGGACAAGCUUUGCCGCAGACCCGCUCGCUCCGAGAUGGUGCACAUGAGAAUUCGACAAGAGAGCGAGGCCGACGCUUCUGUUCAAGCCGCUCGGCUCGAGCUCAAGCGGGCGCUGCUGGCCGACGAUAUCAAGCAGAAGAUUGCCCGCAGGCCGGGACCCAUGGAGCUGGUGGAGAAGAACGAUCAUGACGGUGAUAGUCCAGACCCGAGCGAGAGAGCAAAUGUGUACACUUUGAGUGAGGACAACACCAAGGCUUUAUCGCCGCGCACUUGCGGCCAAACAUCUCCGAGGGCCGACUCGGUCUCGCCGACUCGGACCGAGGCCUCGCCAUGUAAUUCCUCAUCUGAUUUAUCCUCCACCGGCGAGCAACCCGCAGCUUCAUCUCAGCUAAUCGGUGCUGGGCUCACAAAGGAGAGCUCGCCAAAACCGCCGGGCGAGAAAAGCCGCGGCAAAAAGAGCCGAGAGGCCAAGCCGAGGAUACGCAAGCUCAAGUAUCAUCAGUACAUUCCCCCGGACCACCACAAACACGAGCUUAAGCCAUCGCCGGCGGCCCGCGUGGACGCCGCUUAUGUGCGCAUUCUGCAGCAGCAGCAGCACUUUCUGCAGCUGCAGAUCCUUAGCCAGCAGCACUUUGGCCACCAGCAGGUGGCGCUCAAUUCAGCAAGCGACUUCCAAACCAGCUGUUCAGCUAAGGUCCAGAACGAAAACGGCAAGCCUUAUCAGUUGCCGAGCAAAGUUGAUGAAAUGAAGGUGGCUGAGCUGAAAGUGGAGCUCAAACUUCGCUCGCUUCCCGUCUCUGGCACCAAGAUGGAUCUGAUCGAGCGGCUAAAGUUGUAUCACGAACGUGUCGGCGGCGUGGAGACGAAAGCUCCCGAAAGCACCCCGCCGCUCUCCCCCAAAGCAUCUGGCGUGGGCCCGGAGGACAACAGCAGGGCGGAUGGUCCCGCGGCAUUUCCUCCGGGGCAGAGCGGGUCCUUCGAGAAGGACCGGCGUCUCCACGAGAAGGAGCGUCAGAUCGAGGAGCUGAAGAGGAGGCUGGAACGUGAGCAGAAGCUUGUGGAGGAGCUCAAGCUGCAGCUGGAGGUGGAGAAGAGGACUCAGCAGCUGGGAGAGUCCUCGCCGCUUUCUCUCAGUCCUCCGUCUCCCCUCAAGGGGGAACGCGUGCAAGUCAAACAGGAAGUGGACACAGAGACGAACCUCGAGCAUGCAGAUCAUCUCGGUUGUCUCCAACAGCCUUGUGGCCAUCCCGUGGCCUUCCUGCCGCCACUUAAAUGUAAGCUCCUCCGAGAGCCUCCUCGCUAUGAAGACGCUGUGAAACACACGCGCAUGCGUGUGACACCUAUUCAGACUUUGUGUGCAGCAAGCCAGGAGAUGGACGACCUGUUUGACAUUCUCAUUGAAAGCGGAGAGAUGUCUCCCUCGCUCAAAACCGACCUUCCGGACGCCAACAAGCGAGUGGCCAUCACGCCCAGUGUCACCCUCCUGCCCGUCAACACCGUUCUGUCUCGCCCUCCGCCCCGCGUCCAGGUGGCACACAUGCCUGCCAAGGAGGUUCCUUUACCCUUGGUCGCCAUGGAGAUAGAGCCGGGCGACGGCGCGGACACGGGGUCCGACCUCCACGGCAUGGACUGGUUGGACCUGAGCGUGUCGGCCCCUGAGGGGGUCUUUACUCCAGACUUCUUGGACACUUACCAGUUGCUCUAGGGGACCACAGAAAGUGGAUCGCUCGAGAAAGACUGGCAGAGCAAUUGUCAAAUUUGCCCUUCAGCUAUCGGGCGUGACGUUGUCGCCAUCUCCUGGUCAGUUACUGAAAUGCAGCCAGUGACAACUUUUUUUAUGGGAAUCCCAAAUGGAUGAGCUGUUAUUUCUAAAAAAAACGAACAAACUUGCAAUAUGUGUAAUAUCCAAUAAAUACUUGGGACAGUGAA